AUGGACCCGGCGCACAGGCAAGUCCACUGCGAGCCGCUCACAUACUCCACAGCUGCUGCUGCCGAGCUCAGACUGGAAGACGGGGGAGUGCGCGUCACUCCCGGUGGCAUUCCGGUGAACCUGCAUCCCAGCAUUGGAGCCGGGGACCAAUCCCCCGCCAGGAUGAUCGAUGACCCUUACACGGACUAUCAUUACUAUGUCGACUCGCUCUUCCCUGCGUCCACUCUCAUCCCGGUCACUGUGGUGUGCCUGCUCCUCUUCCUGGUUGGUGUGGUGGGCAACACCAUGACCAUCCUCAUCAUCCAGCGCUUCAAGGACAUGAAGACCACCACCAACCUCUACCUGUCCAGCAUGGCCGUGUCAGACCUGCUGAUCUUCUUCAGCCUGCCCUUUGACCUCUACCGCGUGUGGAAGUACGAGCCGUGGGUGUUUGGCCCGCUGGUGUGCCGCAUCUACCACUACAUCAACGAGGGUUGCACGUACGCCACCAUCCUGCACAUCACGGCGCUCAGCAUGGAGCGCUACCUGGCCAUCUGCUACCCGCUGCGCACCAAAGUGGUGGUGACCAAGCGCCGCGUGAAGCUGGUCAUCCUGGCGCUGUGGGCGUUCGCGCUGCUCUCGGCCUCGCCAAUGCUGCUGCUGGUCGGCGUGGAGUACAAGAACGCUACGCUGGCGGACGACAGCACGCGCCAGUGCGUGCCCACCAGCUACGCCAUCGACUCGGGCCUCCUCAACACCAUGAUCUGGGUGUCCACCAUCUACUUCUUCGGGCCCAUGCUGUGCCUGCUCUUCCUCUACGGCUCCAUCGGGCGCAAGCUGUGGAAGAGCAAGAUGGAGGAGCUGCGAGGGCCGUGCGCAGCGGUAAGGGCCAGGUCACACCGGCAGACCAUCAAAAUACUCGCCGUGGUGGUGCUUGCCUUCGCCAUCUGCUGGCUGCCCUAUCACAUCGGCCGCAACCUCUUCACCUACGCCAACGACUACUACGAGGCACGCCUGAGUCAGAACUUCAACGUGGCCUCCAUGGUGCUGUGCUACCUGAGCGCCUCCAUCAACCCGGUCCUCUACAACCUCAUGUCCAAGAAGUACCGCGCCGCUGCUCACCGCCUCUUCCUGCUGCGCCGGUGCGGCCACCGGCCCGGUCAGCCACGGGCGCUCUCUGUCCGGGAGGACAUCGCCACAUGCACCGACACCUUCACCGGGGUUUAA
Alosa alosa (allis shad) is the source of this 1206-nucleotide messenger RNA. RefSeq names its product motilin receptor (gene mlnr). The transcript is spliced from 3 exons. Gene Ontology annotation, molecular function: G protein-coupled peptide receptor activity. Lineage: Eukaryota; Metazoa; Chordata; Actinopteri; Clupeiformes; Clupeidae. The coding region runs from base 1 to 1206 and encodes 401 amino acids. Gene Ontology annotation, cellular component: plasma membrane. Gene Ontology annotation, biological process: G protein-coupled receptor signaling pathway. The record is from RefSeq and is a predicted model, not a curated record.